AACUUGAGCUUUUGCCGACCAUCGUACGGGCACGCACACGAGAAGUCCCAUUGCAGUAUCGUCGUCCUCCGAGCAAGGGGAUGAUUGAGUGGAUACGAAGAUUGAGGAAGGAUGAAUGAGUGGGGCUUCUGGGGAGUCGAAAGCCUCAUCGCAUGAACGUGGCAGCUUUUGAAGACUCGAUGAGCUGCUUGUGUUGUUGUUUGCGGCGGUGAAAUGGCUCUUCCAUGCAAGGUCAAUGGCUCCAACUUGACAUGGGUUCGACAGAUAUUCCAUCGAACUGACUGCCACUACGGGGCCCGAAGGUGUCGUUAACCAGGGCAGGUCCAAGUGUGAGGAUGGUAUCGAUCCAUGAAGCGUAUAUACGCUCGGUAUAAAAACAUCUUCUCGAGCCAACCUUUCGAAUUCGAGGUCUUGUGAUAUUCUGCGACAUGACGAUCGAAAGCAUGUCAUCGAAGUCUGCCACCUCACUCAAUUUACAACUUCAGAUGCGAUUCUUACGAAAAGUAUAAUUUCAUAGAAGCCGGAGCAGAUCUGCCAUACAAGUUGCUUCGUGACUAAAUUUUGAGGUCCGAGACUCUGGAUCAUAAACUCAUUUUUCAAUGCAGCGUAUCCCGGUUUGACAGAAUUUUUUGAGGACGCAAAUCCUUCAUAAUAAGGAAUACUUGCUUGGACUUGUCGAUUGUGAUCAUCAAAUGUGUAAACGACUUCCUGAAAUCCUUGGUUCAGUUUCAUGACGAGGAGAGGAGCUGUUUCAUGGAAGGCCAUCGACGUCUACUACGAGGUAACAAUGUGUUACAACGAGGCUGUUCAUGCCGAAAGCCAGAUCGAUCGAUGGAGUCGUAUUUGGGUGACGGUGGAAAAUUACGCUGCGUCCGCGGUGCAGGUUAGAUGGCCAGAGGCGGCGAGCGGGAAAGGAGCUGCUGCAACAGCCAGGCUCAUCGUGUCACAGGGCGUGAAGGUCAGAAUUGCAGAGAUUGCAUCAGACGCUGGAAAGAAGAUCAGCUCAAAAGUGGGCUUCGACGACCACAACUUCCAUUCCGACGUGACCAAAGAGGCCGAUGUUGCCGGGGCGGUGGUGGGUUAGGCCAUCUCGACGUGGAGGCACCUCGAAAUCAGAUUCAACAACGCGGGAGUCGGAGGUACUCUCGACGUCCUUUCGACUUCGUCGUCCAUUCGGAUAUGGACGAGGUCGAGAAAGUGAUCCCCGUGCACGUCAAGCUGAGAGCGCUAGCGGCAACGCUGCAACGCAUUGGCAGGCCAAUAGGGACUGCAUUUGACCGAUUCUGCCAUGGCAACAGCCCCAGCACAGUGCUCUCGCGGCCGGCGUCGCGGUGGCACCAUGUCCAGAGUCCAAACAGUUGCCGCUUGUGUCACGGUUGGCUUCGGCCUGCUUGCAUCGAGAUCUGGCCAUAAUCGACAGAUUUUUCUUACUCCCCAGAUCUGAUCCUCGAAACUUGCCCGCCAGCUUUGAGACUCGCACUUCUUGACUGGCCAGUUGCAUACCUCGUCUCGCCUUUCGGUGGCACCCUCUCCCUCAAUCCUUUGGAACAAACCGCAAGCUCUGCCUUGAACCGAUUGACUAUGGUGAUGUACGGUCAUAUCCUAGCGAGUGGCCACAGUCACAUUCCUAAACCUCCGGCCGGUUUGCGCAGAUCAUUCAGGAUGAGGGAGGGAGGCCAUAUCCACGGACGGGGCCAUCGAUGUCAGUCAGGUUGUACUGACCCUGGGUUCUGCUGGCCAGUCGAUAACUCGAAUCGGUUGAUUCAGCUGGUUCAGGGCCACUUGAUAUCCCGAUUAAUAUCGGCCAAUUCGGUUGAACUUGCUAAUCGCAUCGGCCGGCACCGGAGGUGCAAUGCCAUGGCUGAAAUUGGAGGUGGCCCGGAGGUAUUUAGAUGGCAUGUUGAGCGAGUGAAGAGUUCCGUGGCCGGGCAGAGAAUUGAUGUGCCCGAUGAUGAGUACGAUGAUCUCUGCGGGCAAGGAAAUGAUUCUCUUCACAGGAAGCGCAACUUCGGGGACGUCGGUGUUCGCAGCGGCCAAAGGCACAGUAAUGGGCAUCAUGAACUCCUGAGCUGCCGAGCUCGGCAUUCACGGGAUCCGAGUGAAAUCCAUAUUCCCCCAUACGGGGACCACCUCGAUGAGCAUUGCACAACUUCAAGCACACAGUGAAGCUAAACUUCAUGGUCGAUAGAAUCAGGACCUGCUGGCUGCGAACAGCAAAAUCCCAGGAUCCGCUCUCACCGUGGACUGAGUGACAGCUGCAGCGAUUACGCCGCUUACAUAGGCAGCUACAAUCUGGUGGUCGAUGGGACCUUUUUUCUGUGACCAAGCCCUACGACAGGAACAGCUUGAACUCGGCUCUGCAGAAAUCGGUGGCUCCCAAACGCAAAGCGGAGCUGGAGCCAGGAGAAAAUCGGACCGGCAUAACUCGAAUCCGUCUUAGCUGAAAAAGGAGCGGGAGGAGGAGGAGGAGGAGGAGAAGCUGGCGCAGAAGAAUGCCAGAGAUGAGGAGAGGAAGAAGAGCUGGAGACCACAGUUCGUGAGUGAUUCCACUCAUCGUAGAAGUAUUUGACGAUGGAGGUUGUUUUGAACUGACAUUCAGGCGGGAGCUGCUGCUGCAUCUCUCGUAGGACGUUCGGAGCAUUGAAAAGGGUAAGGUAAAGGACUGGGGUACAUGUGAGUGAGGUACCAACGCAAACAGCAUCUUCCCAUUAUGUGGCAGACCUGAAGAAUGAGAGACUUCUAACACUAUCUCUGUCCGAGGCUCUACAGCUGUCGGAAAUGCAGAGUCAAACAUACUAGAGGACACGGCCGAAGUCUUUGGUGGCACAAGACCUUGAACAUUGAGGAUAUCUGGUCUAUCGAAGCUGAAGUAUCCUUCAGAACCUCCAAUUAGAAGUACUGAUCAAUAAAAAUUGGGCUCUAUACUUUCAGCCGUAGGAUUCCGAGUCUUCGGGUGUGAUUUCCGAGAAGUUCGAUUGCUCUUCCCCCGAAAUUAUCCAUUUCCACGGAAGACUGUGAAUCAGCGACGGGACCUUUCGUGAGACUGGGGUACGAGAAAGGUUUAACUGUUUCCAGGUUACGAGGAAGUAAAAUUCCGUUAGGAAACAUGGAGUCAACGCACAGGAAGUUUACUCACAGUACGGACAAUAUGCAUCACAAUCACUGAUCGAAUUAUCACCGUAGACAUUAAUUCCUGCUCACAUUAAAGCCCAAACCCGUACGAAUGAUUUGAGCUAUCAAUCAUGCUGUGGUCAGUAUUCUGAUCAGCUGAUCUCUUGUUCUGAAGUUUGUCUACUGAAAAGUGCCCCCAGUACGUAUAACUUCUUCUCGAAAGGAAUUAAUCAGUUUGAGGCUUUAGGCUUUAGGCUCCAAAA
Marchantia polymorpha subsp. ruderalis is the source of this 3374-nucleotide messenger RNA. The record is from the annotation of a GenBank genome assembly. NCBI's taxonomy places the organism in Eukaryota, Viridiplantae, Streptophyta, Marchantiopsida, Marchantiales, Marchantiaceae.